AAGCCAAUUUCCGAUGUCCCAGUAACCAUUCUGGUGAAAAUGAGCUCGUAGCAUUUUUAUUACAUUACGGAAUUGCAGAUUUUUACCUGUUUCGAUAUAAUUAUGUUUGGCCUGUGAUUUUACCGGUUGAAACCGGAGGUGGUGCGGGUAUAUAGGCUAGUGAAGCAUACAUACGUUACUUGCUUCAGCCUCACAAUCUUGUACACAUCUGUUCAGUCCGACAUGAAAAGAAACGGCGCGUACAGGUUUCUGUCUGUUUUCUCAUGCUUUAUCGUUUGUGUGUUCUUAUUUUUAUUUUGGUUCUUCAUAUUUUACUCGAUGGUGCUUGCGCCUUAAAACAAGAGACACAUCUAUACACCGGCUAACCGAGGCUAACCUGACGAGCUACUUACCCACACUGCACUGCUUUAUUGACAAGUCGCCGCUUAUCACAUGACCAGCUUUACCAGGAAGUAAGGAUUUCUGCUAGUAGAACUUGGCCGUGCAUCCUGUUAGUGAAGUUGUGAUGGCAUCUGACACCAGUGGAGCAGCGUCCUCCGCUGCAGACCUCAAGCUGCAGUUUGCUCCCUUCAGCAGUGCUCUGGAGGCAGGUUUCUGGCACCAGCUUACUCAGAAGAAACUCGACGACUAUAGAUUGGACGAGAGCCCCAAAUGCAUCAAAGGAUACUACUACAAUGGUGACCCAGUUGGUUUGCCCACACGCCUGACUUUGGAGUUCAGUGCAUUUGAUGUGGAUGGUCCAACCCCAGCUCGUUGCUGUCCAGCUAUUGGAACGCUGUAUAACACCAACACACUUGAUGCGUUCAAGACCGCUGAUAAGAAGGCUCUGCUGGAGAAAGAGGCCAAGGAGAUAUGGGAUGCCAUACAGUCUGGGGCUGCGUUGAAGGACCCAUCCAUCCUCUGUAGAUUCAUUCUGCUGACCUUUGCAGAUCUGAAGAAGUACCAUUUUUAUUAUUGGUUCUGCUUCCCUGCACUCUGCUUCCCAGAGGGGAUAAAGAUUGUCCAGCAGCCGUCUGUCCUAGAGCAAGUUUUCUCAGCAAAACAGAUUGCAGCUUUGCAGGAGGCUUAUGAUGGACUGUGCCUCAGAAGAGAGACCAGUGCAGUUCCUUACUUCCUAAUGAAGUACACUGAUGACACUGUUCAGUUGGCUCCACUCGGGGACUGGGAUACAUUCUUCACUGAUACUAAGAAGGUUACUGUGGGUGUGUAUGAUCCAUGUACUCUGUCUCAACAUCCGGGCUGGCCUCUGAGAAAUCUACUGGUCUUCUUAGCCAACCGAUGGGGCUCUAAGCUAGACACAGUGGAGGUGCUGUGUUUUAGGGACAGAACUCUGCAGGGAAGCCGCUCCAUUCAGCACAGUGUCGUCUUCCAGGUCAAACUACCCGAUCUUCCCGACAACUCAGUGUGUCCUAAGAGUGUAGGUUGGGAGAAGAACCCUAAGGGGGCCAUGGGACCCAGGAUGGUCAACCUCAGUGAAUGCAUGGACCCUAAAAGGCUUGCAGAGUCAUCAGUGGAUCUGAACCUGAAGCUAAUGAGAUGGAGGCUGGUUCCAACCCUGGACCUGGACAAGGUGGUCAACACAAAGUGUCUUCUACUGGGAGCUGGGACUCUGGGCUGCAAUGUAGCCAGGACUCUGAUGGGAUGGGGAGUGAGACACAUCACAUUUGUAGACAAUGCCAAGAUCUCAUACUCCAAUCCAGUGCGGCAGCCACUCUAUGAGUUUGAGGACUGUCUCGGAGGAGGGAAGUCCAAAGCCAUGGCAGCUGUUGACCGACUCACCAAAAUCUUUCCUGGCGUAAAUUCAGAGGGUUACAAUAUGAGCAUCCCCAUGCCUGGCCACCCAGUGAAUUUCUCUCAGGCCACUCUGUCCCAGGCGCAGAGGGAUGUGGAGCAGCUGGAGAAACUAAUUUCAGAGCAUGAUGUGGUUUUCUUACUAAUGGAUACGAGGGAGAGCCGCUGGCUGCCUACUGUGAUAGCUGCCAACAAAAGGAAGCUAGUGGUCAACGCCGCUUUAGGCUUUGACACAUUUGUUGUGAUGCGCCACGGCCUGAAGAAACCCCCCGUCAGUCCGAAAGUUUCUGCAGGGGCAGACUCUUCCCCUUCCUGUUCCUCUGCCUCUUCUUCAUCCUCCACACCAGCCGGCUCUGUGCCCUCCAUCCCAGGAUCCUCUCUGUUCUCCAACAUCCCAGGGCACAAGCUGGGCUGCUACUUCUGCAAUGAUGUUGUGGCACCGGGAGAUUCUACCAGGGAUCGGACGCUGGAUCAGCAGUGCACAGUCAGCAGACCAGGCCUCGCCAUGAUUGCUGGAGCCCUGGCUGUUGAGAUGAUGGUGUCCAUUCUGCAGCACAGUGAAGGAGGUUAUGCAGUGGCCAGCAGCAGUGAUGACCGAAUGAAUGAACCUCCCACUUCUCUGGGUCUAGUGCCACAUCAGAUCCGAGGCUUUCUGUCGAGGUUCGACAAUGUCCUGCCUGCCAGCCUGGCCUUUGACAAAUGCACUGCCUGCUCACCCAUUGUCCUGGAUCACUAUGAGAGGGAAGGUUUCCACUUCCUGUCCAAGGUUUUUAAUUCUUCCCACUCUUUCCUGGAAGACCUGACAGGGCUGACAUUGUUACACCAGGAGACACAGGCAGCAGAGAUUUGGGAUAUGAGCGAUGAUGAGAGCAUCUGAAGGACCGGAUGUACAAACCCCGAGCCACCAAAGGACAGGAGACUCCAAUCCAUGUUUCUGUCUGUUUCUUCUGAAUAGAUCUUACAUUUACAAAGGACAGGGGGAGUGAAUGGCUCAGCGAGGGUUUUGUGGACAACACUGGACACAAUCACAAAAUUCACAUCAUCAAAGCCAAGUACAGCACAAAAGCUGCUUCAGAAAAGUUGCUGAAAAGCUUUAAAUUUCCUAUUAGUCUUCAUUUGGAUUCUAAUUCAGCCCAAGGCUUGGAGCUUAAGUGAGGUGUAACAAUUUGGUUGAUAAACAGCGAUAGAAUCUGAUUGAGUCAAUGUCUGUUUUCCAGUGUGACAUUAGAAACGGGAUCAAAUCUGUAUUCUGCAUUGUGUGUAUGAAGCUGUUGUUUUGAAGGGAGAAGGUACCUGCUCCUAUUAUGUAAUGAUGUUUUCAGUCACCUUUACUCACAGUUUGGUAUCAGCUCAGUUUCCUGAGCUGAAACACAACAAAACACUCCACACUUGUAUUAAAAAAGCUUCACUGAAUGGUCACAGGUUAAGUCUUCCCUACAGUCUCUCCAUCAACACAUUUAAUGGAUUUGCUGAAGAUUGUUUUGGCAGGAAUUUGACAUCCUACAUCUGCUCGCUCAUUCAGUUUGGAAAAGUGCUUCAGGUGAAUUGUGAAAAUAGAAAAACACAGUUGACAACUCAGCAAAUCCAUCCAUCUCCCUGUCUGUUUACUAGCGACUGUGAGACAUACAGUACAGUUAAUACCUUUCAAAGUAUUACUCUGAGAAAACCUGCACAGACGUUACUGUACAGCAACUCAACUGUGGCUUCUGAUAUAGACACAUUUCAUAGUUACAGCAGAGAAAAUGAAGGUCUUAAUGGUUUGUGUGUGUAGACGCAUGCAUGUGCUUAUCUGUGCAGUUUAUGUUUCUUUUUCUUUUUACGAUGUGCCCUGUGUCUGAUCUGCUAACAUGUACAAUAUUUUCAGUGUGAUGAAAUGUAUUUCACCAGCUGCUUGGCUACUUAUGGAAGAGGAUUAGUGCAGACUCAAAUAGAGACUGAAGUCAGAAUUGUGAGCAAAAUGCAGAAUUCUAAAAUAAAAUCCCAGCCUCCAGAUUUAUCCUCACAUCUGAGAUUAAACUCAGGAUUCAGACUUGGUUUUCAUAAUUCUGUCUUUUCUCAGCUGUUUCUGGUGCCCUAAAUCUCUCCUUUAAGUACUUAAACAAAAACUGGAAUAAAAUGUCUCUAUUGUU
Seriola dumerili (greater amberjack) is the source of this 3920-nucleotide messenger RNA. It is a transcript of the gene atg7, whose product is annotated as autophagy related 7. NCBI's taxonomy places the organism in Eukaryota, Metazoa, Chordata, Actinopteri, Carangiformes, Carangidae. The coding region runs from base 506 to 2668 and encodes 720 amino acids. The record is from RefSeq and is a predicted model, not a curated record. Gene Ontology annotation, cellular component: phagophore assembly site; cytoplasm. The transcript is spliced from 19 exons. Gene Ontology annotation, molecular function: Atg12 activating enzyme activity; Atg8 activating enzyme activity. Gene Ontology annotation, biological process: C-terminal protein lipidation; protein modification by small protein conjugation; cellular response to nitrogen starvation.